AUGAAGUCCAACACCCUCUUCGUCGCCAUCCUCCCCGCCCUUAUCCACGGUCUCGUCAUCCAAGAGCGUGCCGAGGGUGAAAACGUCCAAACCUUCACUGGCAGCCUGGGAGGCACCGCUCCUCCAGUCAUCAAGGGCACGGGCAAUCGCCCCUUCUCUAUAGAUGGCGACACGUUCGUCAACAGCGGAGCCGCCCUGCAACGGUCCUGUGACAGGCAGAAGAACGCUUGCGCACAGCAGGUCAACAGCAAGAAGAUCCAAGGCAGUGUUGCCGACUGCGACAAGCAGCAGAAGGAGUGCGUGGCCGCGACCAAGGGGGCCCAGGGGGCACCGGCCAACAACAAUGCCAAUGGGGGAGAUAAGAAGGCUGGUGCUGAUGGCAAUGGGGCUGGUGCCAAUGCAGGCAAUGGGGCGAAUGCCAAUGCAGGCAAUGGGGCGAAUGCCAGUUCAGGCAAUGCGGCGAAUGCCAACUCGGGCAACGCAGCGGAUGCCAAUUCAGGCAAGGCAGCCGACGCCAAUGCAGGUGGUGCCAAACAGGGUGGUGCCAAACAGGGUGGUGCCGACGGCAAGGGAGCUGCUACGGGGGCGGGAGCGGCUGCCGACAAGAAGGGUGCUGAUGCCAAUCAGGGCAAGGACAACAAUUCCCAAGGUGGUGAUGCUCAAAAGCAGAACGGCGCGGGCCAGAAUGGUCAGGCCAACACAGCCACUAGGCGUUAG
Molecule: messenger RNA, 717 nt
Organism: Pyricularia grisea
Lineage: Eukaryota; Fungi; Ascomycota; Sordariomycetes; Magnaporthales; Pyriculariaceae
Exons: 2
Coding region: 1-717 (238 amino acids)
Source: RefSeq, a predicted model, not a curated record